GGGAAAGGGCAUUUCAGAAGAAGAAGCUUUGAAACCAUUAGUUGUAAAAAUGGUUCCAAAACUUCCACAACAAAAUAAUGGUGGAGAUUGUGGAAUCUAUGUAAUUAAGUAUGCCCAGUACUUCAUUAAUGGAAUGCUAAAUGAGAUGCCAAAGUCUUUUAAUGUUCCACAUCUUAGAAGAAAUUUGGCAGCUCAACUAUAUGCUUAUGGAAAGAAGAAGCAAGAAGAGGAAUAUGAUACAGACAAUGAAUGGGUGUCAAAGGAAAUGGAGUAGCUAUAUCCUGAUGUGAUAGAGAAGUAGGUGAUCCUGAUGUGAUAGAGAAGUAGGUGAUUUUGAGGAAGUGAAGAAACAUGUCUUGUUUUGGUAAUGACGUGCCUUCAUUUGUAAUGACUGAUUUGAUUUGGCUGGUAGUUUAGUUUUGAUGCUUUG
Molecule: messenger RNA, 430 nt
Organism: Olea europaea var. sylvestris
Lineage: Eukaryota; Viridiplantae; Streptophyta; Magnoliopsida; Lamiales; Oleaceae
Product: sentrin-specific protease 6-like
Exons: 2
Coding region: 50-274 (74 amino acids)
Biological process (GO): proteolysis
Molecular function (GO): cysteine-type peptidase activity
Source: RefSeq, a predicted model, not a curated record